AUGAAAUAUAGUCCCAUAUUCUUGUUCCUGUCCUAUGACAACACUGCUAUAAGAGGUGAUAAAGGUAGUGAAGGUGGUAAAGACAGUGAAGGUGGUAAAGACAGUGAAGGUGGUGAAGACGGUAAAGGUGGUAAAGGUGGUGAAGACGGUGAAGACAGUGAAGACAGUAAAGGUAGUAAAAAUGGUAAAGGUAGUAAAGACAGUAAAGGUGGUGAAAACGGUGAAGGUGAUGGGUUGUGA
This is a messenger RNA of Funneliformis caledonium, 240 nucleotides long. The record is from the annotation of a GenBank genome assembly. NCBI's taxonomy places the organism in Eukaryota, Fungi, Glomeromycota, Glomeromycetes, Glomerales, Glomeraceae.